AUGGCAGAUGUGGGUAGAGCUAUCAAGGCAAGGAAGUUGUCACCUAAGUUGCUCGGUCCUUAUUAUGAGAUCCUUAGGCUGAUUGGAUUAGUAGCGUAUGAGACAACUCAUGUGCUAGAGGUUGAUGAUAUACAAGUUCGUGAAGAUCUCACAAUCGAAGUUGGGCAUGUCAGAGUGCUGGAUGUACAAACAAAGAAUCUUCGGGGAAAGGAGAUUCGCACGGUGAAGGUGUUGUGGGACAAGGAAUCCCAAGAGAUGACAUGGGAGCUUGAAGAGUAUAUGAGGAAAGAAUACCGCAUUGGUCGCUUAAUAGCCUUAAAUUUUCGAGGACGAAAAUUUUUGGAGUAG
Molecule: messenger RNA, 348 nt
Organism: Vigna angularis (adzuki bean)
Lineage: Eukaryota; Viridiplantae; Streptophyta; Magnoliopsida; Fabales; Fabaceae
Exons: 2
Coding region: 1-348 (115 amino acids)
Source: RefSeq, a predicted model, not a curated record